Messenger RNA from Aureobasidium uvarum, 1941 nucleotides. The record is from the annotation of a GenBank genome assembly. Lineage: Eukaryota; Fungi; Ascomycota; Dothideomycetes; Dothideales; Saccotheciaceae.
CAUCAGUCUUCUACCUCGACCAUCUCGCAGUACUUUGUGAAGGCAGCACGACGUACUCUUCUCUCCUUGUCCCUGAUCACGCCUCUUCUCAACAUGGACAAGUCGAAUGCCACCCACAUGGAAGUGUCGGCCUUCCCAGACUCUCACGUCGUCGACUCGUACGCUGUCGACAACAAGGAUGAACAAGUCACAGUCAUCGGUACCAUGGGCCAGGACCCUGAUCAUAAACAACCAGUGAGCUGGAGGGCAUGGGCCAUCGUUGCCAUCUGUGCUCUGGCUACCUUCCAGAACACAUACUACGGUAUUGCCCCUGCUGCGAAUCAAUACGCCAUCGCCGGUGCUCUAGACGGCACUGCAAGUCAAAGAAUCUGGAUCGUCCAGGCUGCUGCCGUUCCUGCCAUCGCUUUCGGCCCAAUCUUUGCCAUCAUCUCGGAUGUCUACGGCCGCAGAUAUCUCAUCCUCGUCGCUUGGACUCUUUUCGCUAUCGGCUCUAUCGUGUCUAUGACUGCCAGUGGUAUGACUGCUGUUAUUGCUGGUCAAGCCCUCUCUGGUAUUGCAUCUGGUAUCUCUGGUAUCAUGUUUGCCGUUGCCUCCGAAGUCCUCCCCGGAGCUUACCGUGCCUAUGGCCAAACUAUCGUCAGUUGGGUUUCCGGUCUGUCAUCCCUGAUUGCCCUUCUCCCCAUCGGAGCCGCGACGACUGCCGACCCUGUCAAUGGCUGGAGAUGGGUCUUCCGCAUCAAGCUCAUGCUUGAAUGCCUCGUCAUCAUCGGCAUUGCAGCACUUUACUUCGUAAGUUUUCUAUCCUCUAUCUUGAUUACUGCGCUGACCAUACACGAUGCANNGCCCCCUCCCCGUACUGCCGCUAGUAAGCAGUCGCUUGGUCAAAAGCUCAAGGCUCUCGACUGGAUCGGCUAUAUCCUACUCUUGGGCGCACUCGUACCAUUCUUGAUGGGCUUUGCUUGGAGUGGUGACUCCAAUUACGGUUGGGCAAACAAGACUCACACCGUUGUUCCGGUUGUUGUCGGUGGCGUUCUCUUCAUCGUCUGCUUGCUUUAUGAAUGGAAGGGAACCAAGACGGGUUUCCUGGACCACCGUCUCUUCCAAAAUGGACGCAACUUCCCCCUCUGCAUGGUGCUCAUCGCUGUCGAAGGUUCGCUCUUCUACCUGAUGAACAACAUCUACCCCUCCCAAGUCAACGGGCUCUGGGAGCAGCCUGGAACCAUCAAGGCCAACGCAUACCUCCUCCCCUUCUUCAUGGUUAUCACCGUCGUCUCGCCCUUCCUCUCCAUCUACGUUACCAAGUUCAGAGAUGUCAAGUGGCCCAUCUUCGCGACNAGCGGCAAAAUGGGCCUUAUCUUCAACGGUAUUGGUGGACUGGGCUUUGCUCCCGUCCUGAUCUUGAUCAUGGUCUGGGUUCAGAACUCGACCCCUCCGCUCUUCAUCGGUACCGCUUCAGCUCUGACUAUCUCCUCGCGUACUCUGGGUGGUACCGUUGGCCUGGGUAUCGCGAAUGCAAUCUACGGAUCUCUCACAAACACCCAGAUUCCCGAGUCCAUCAUCGCUGCCGUCGCUCCUCUCGGCUUCAACCCAGCUCACAUCGGUCAGCUCAUUGGCUUCUACUUUUCCGGCCAGGGCCUCGACAAGAUCCCUGGAAUUAACGGACAGAUCCUCGGCGCUGGUCUCGCAGCACUUCACAAGACAGAGGCACACGCAUACAAAGUCGUCUGGUUUUCCUUCUUACCGGGGUGCUUGGCGGCGAGUUCCAUCUGCCUUUUCAUGCGCAACACAAGCGAAAGAAUGAAUUGGGUAGUUGAUGCGCCUCUCGAGACAAAGGUUGACGCACUUUCCGUCAAGGAACAAGCAUUGGAGGCGGACCAUGCAACCGUUCACAUUCCCACCCUGAACGACAACCUUGAGGUCGAGCUGGUCGAGCGCAGAUAG